Messenger RNA from Paramecium octaurelia, 1563 nucleotides. The record is from the annotation of a GenBank genome assembly. NCBI's taxonomy places the organism in Eukaryota, Ciliophora, Oligohymenophorea, Peniculida, Parameciidae.
AUGACAAAUUAUGCCUUAAGUAUUCUAUAAAUAGAAAUGGUAUUUAUCAGAACGACAACAUUAGGUAAUCAGAAUUAAACAAAAUUAUUUCUCCUUAAAAACAGCUUGAGUCUUAAUAGAAAGUAAUAUUAAUAAACAAUGUAAAUUUUCGUAAAGACACUCACAGGAAAGACAAUCACUCUUGAUGUUGAACCAUCUGAUACAAUUGAUGCUGUCAAGGCUAAAAUUUAAGACAAGGAAGGAAUCCCACCCGAUUAACAAAGACUUAUCUUCGCUGGUAAAUAAUUGGAAGACGGAAGAACACUUUCAGACUAUAACAUUUAAAAGGAAUCAACCCUUCACUUAGUCUUGAGAUUGAGAGGAGGAAUGUAAAUCUUCGUCAAGACACUUACAGGAAAGACAAUCACUCUUGAUGUUGAACCAUCUGAUACAAUUGAUGCUGUUAAGGCUAAAAUCUAAGACAAGGAAGGAAUCCCACCCGAUUAACAAAGACUUAUCUUCGCUGGAAAGUAAUUAGAAGACGGAAGAACACUUUCAGACUAUAACAUUUAAAAGGAAUCAACCCUUCACUUAGUCUUGAGAUUGAGAGGAGGAAUGUAAAUCUUCGUCAAGACACUUACAGGAAAGACAAUCACUCUUGAUGUUGAACCAUCUGAUACAAUUGAUGCUGUUAAGGCUAAAAUCUAAGACAAGGAAGGAAUCCCACCCGAUUAACAAAGACUUAUCUUCGCUGGAAAGUAAUUAGAAGACGGAAGAACACUUUCAGACUAUAACAUUUAAAAGGAAUCAACCCUUCACUUAGUCUUGAGAUUGAGAGGAGGAAUGUAAAUCUUCGUCAAGACACUUACAGGAAAGACAAUCACUCUUGAUGUUGAACCAUCUGAUACAAUUGAUGCUGUUAAGGCUAAAAUCUAAGACAAGGAAGGAAUCCCACCCGAUUAACAAAGACUUAUCUUCGCUGGAAAGUAAUUAGAAGACGGAAGAACACUUUCAGACUAUAACAUUUAAAAGGAAUCAACCCUUCACUUAGUCUUGAGAUUGAGAGGAGGAAUGUAAAUCUUCGUCAAGACACUUACAGGAAAGACAAUCACUCUUGAUGUUGAACCAUCUGAUACAAUUGAUGCUGUUAAGGCUAAAAUCUAAGACAAGGAAGGAAUCCCACCCGAUUAACAAAGACUUAUCUUCGCUGGAAAGUAAUUAGAAGACGGAAGAACACUUUCAGACUAUAACAUUUAAAAGGAAUCAACUCUUCACUUGGUCUUGAGAUUGAGAGGAGGAAUGUAAAUCUUCGUCAAGACACUCACAGGAAAGACCAUCACUCUUGAUGUUGAACCAUCUGACACAAUUGAUGCUGUCAAGGCUAAAAUCCAAGAUAAGGAGGGAAUCCCACCCGAUUAACAAAGACUUAUCUUCGCUGGUAAAUAAUUGGAAGACGGAAGAACACUUUCAGACUAUAACAUUCAAAAGGAAUCCACACUUCACUUAGUUUUAAGAUUGAGAGGAGGCUAAUGAUUUAAACUAUCCAUAUGUUAUAUUAAUUCAUAAUUAUUCAAAAAAAAAAAA